Messenger RNA from Galleria mellonella (greater wax moth), 561 nucleotides. RefSeq names its product endocuticle structural glycoprotein SgAbd-5-like (gene CPR31). NCBI's taxonomy places the organism in Eukaryota, Metazoa, Arthropoda, Insecta, Lepidoptera, Pyralidae. The record is from RefSeq and is a predicted model, not a curated record. Bases 36 to 416 code for a protein of 126 amino acids. Gene Ontology annotation, cellular component: chitin-based extracellular matrix. The transcript has 3 exons. Gene Ontology annotation, molecular function: structural constituent of chitin-based larval cuticle.
UUUUUACUAAAUCCAACUGAUUUUAUACUUUAAAAAUGAAUUCUGUAUUAGUGAUUAGUGUAUUUUUUAUAUGUGUAGCGACAGCUGCAUCUAUAUCAAAAGAUACAGUUGCUGAUACUAUUGCAUAUUCUAACAACAAUGAUGGAAGUGGAAAUUACUACUUUAGUUUUAAAACAUCCAACGGAAUAUCACGUGAAGAAUCCGGAGAAGUACGUAAUUCGGGACAAAAUAAUCAAUUUAUUUUCAUCAGAGGAUUUUAUACAUAUACAGAUCCUGAUGGCCAAGAAGUAAAAGUUAAUUAUAUAGCUGAUGAUAAUGGAUAUCAGAUCGUGUCUUCGCCUGAUACCGCAGUUCCGGAUAAAAUACCUAUAUUAGGUUUACCCGCUGGUGUGACUUCAACAUUACUCGGAGGAUAAUAAAUUAUGUUAUGCCUGUAUAAGCUGUUACCCAUUCACAGCUUCGCGUUCAGUUGAUUUUAUUACCCCAGACGAAAGAACUGAUUGGCCGGUAUAAAAAGUAGCGUAAUGUUUUUCGUAUGAAAUAUAUUAUACUAUAUAGUAA